AUGCCCGAAGUCACAAAAGAAGUCGGCAUCGCCUUUGCCCUCACGUGGGCCGCGGCCUUUGCCACCUGCAUCGGCGGCCUCGUCAUCUUUAGCGCGUCCAUGGUCAAGAUGGCCAACGCCAAGAACCUCUCGAUCGCGCUCGCGCUUGCCGGUGGCGUCAUGGUCUUCAUCUCGCUCGUCGAGAUCUUCAACGAGUCGGUCGAGCAGUUCAAGGCUGGCAACGCCGACGAGGCUGGCGAGUGCGACUCGACGUGCGAAGGCAACGC
This is a messenger RNA of Saprolegnia diclina VS20, 266 nucleotides long. RefSeq lists its product as hypothetical. The transcript has a single exon. The annotation marks the transcript as partial. The record is from RefSeq and is a predicted model, not a curated record. NCBI's taxonomy places the organism in Eukaryota, Oomycota, Saprolegniomycetes, Saprolegniales, Saprolegniaceae.